AUGGCGGCUUAUGCAGCUCUGGUUUCUCUUAUGCAGAUUUUCGAUCAGAUCGAGAAUCAUCCUACCCCUCCAAUUUCAUUGGACAAAAAGCAAGUUGAAACCCUCACUGAAACCGUUAUCUUCUUGCAGGAAUUUCUUGAAGGUUACAAGUCUCCUUUUGCUGACGAAGAUGAAGCAGAUCCAUUGGAGAUGCGCAUAGCAGAUGCAGUUUAUGCAGCUGAAGAUGUCAUCGAAUCUUACAUCGUAGAUCAGAUUCUUCCUGCUGCCCCUAAAGAAACUGUGGAUCAAAUAAUCCCUGCUGCCUCUGAAGAUGAGAUGAAAUGGAUUGGAUCAAAUUAUGGUCAAAAAACCACUUUCGCAAACUUUUAUGAGAGUUUGACGAAGGUGAUAGAAGACAUGGAUUUGAUCAAGAAAGAAGUGAUGGAGAUAAUUCAGCUGCAAUCUGUUGGUUCCUCAACAUCUUCGAAGAUGAUGUUGAGAAACAAUUCUUUGACAUCUUCUCUCCCGAAACUGAGCAGCACAACCAUGGUGGGGUUUGAUGAUAUCAUGCUUCAACUCAUGGAUAAGCUCACUAAUGGAGCACCGGGUCGCCAAGUCAUCCCAAUCACAGGCAUGGGAGGAAUUGGUAAGACCACUCUUGCCAUAAAUGUUUAUGCAAAACCGCUUAUUACUCACCAUUUUGAUAUUUGUGCUUGGGUUACAAUUUCUCAACAAUAUAACUCAAAAGAACUUCUUUGUGAAAUUCUAUCUCAAGCUGAUAAAGAAGAGAAGGGACAAUCGAGUAAUUUAAGUGAAGAUAAAAUAGGAUUAAAACUCCACAAAUGUUUAUCAUAUAAAAGGUAUCUUAUUGUGUUGGAUGAUAUGUGGAGCAUUGAGACAUGGGAGGAGAUACAAUGCUAUUUUCCUGAAUAUGGUAAUGGUAGUCGAAUAAUGGUGACAACUAGGCUAUCAAAUUUGGGAUCUCAAUUGGACAGCAAUUAUGCCCUUGAAAUGAAAUUUAUGGAUAAUGAAAGUAGCUGGAAUAUGUUUUGCAAAAUUGUGUUUGGGGAGGGAAGUUGCCCUUUUGAAUUGGAGAAUAUUGGAAAGACGAUUGUGGAGGGCUGCAGAGGACUUCCAUUGUCAAUUGUUGUCAUGGGAGGUCUUUUGGAAAAACUGGAACCAACAAUUCAUUGUUGGGUAUCUGUUAGAAGAAGCAUAACUUCAUUAGUGAAUUUAGAGAAUGAUAAGCAUUGCUUGAAAAUGCUGAAGUUGAGCUACAACCAUCUGCCAGUUUAUCUUAAGCCAUGCUUUUUAUACAUGGGAAUGUAUGAGGAGGAUAGGAAAAUUCGAGUCUCGACAGUCAUCAAGCUAUGGGUUUCUGAAGGAUUUCUAAAACCAAUAAGGGGCAAGAGUCUGGAGACAGUUGCAAAAGAGUACUUGGUAGAACUUGUUGAUAGAAAUCUAAUUCAUGUUCACGACUUUGGGAAGACCGGAAACAUGAAGUACUUGAAAAUGCAUGAUUUGUUGAGAGACCUUUGCUUGCGAGAAGCUGAAAAUGAGAGGUUUUAUCACGUGGUAGGACAUAGUCCUCAAGAUACUUGUAGCCAACGUCGUGUAGUUAUUCCAAAAAGCACCUCACAGGAAGAAAUCCUUGAUCCCAUGGAAUAUACAGUACAUACCCGUUCCUAUAUAAGUCAACAUAAAAGAGUUCAAGUGUUGCCCAAUUUAAGAUUGUUGAGGACAUUGCUCGCACACGACAGAUGGAGAUCUCCGCCACAAAACUAUUCCCUGAGAAAAAUAUCUAAGUUAGUUAAUUUGAGGCUUCUUGAUGUUCAUUCUACUUGGUACGCCCAACUUCCUUCUUCAAUCAAUCUCCUCUGGAGUCUACAAACAUUAAUUGUUUCUCAUUUCGAAGCAAAGCAGAUUGCACCAUUUGAAAUUUGGAACAUGCCUCAACUUAGGCAUGUUAAUUUGUGGACUCUGUAUGGAAGAUCACAUCUCCUAAAUCCUCCGAGUGAUAGCAUUGUCAUCAUGGAGAAUCUACAAACCCUCGUAGGAGUGAAAAAUUUCAAGUGUGAUGAGAUGAUGGUUCGUAGAAUUCCCAAUAUCAAGAAACUGGGGCUAUCUUAUAUGGGAACUGAGUCUCGUGGUGAAGACUAUUGUGUCAACAACAUCGAACGUCUACAGAAGCUGGAAUCUCUUACAUGCUAUGGGUUUACAAGAGGUGAAUUUUUGCGAAAGCUUACCUUUCCGCACUCUCUGAAGAGUCUAACUAUUACAAUGAUUGAUGGUAGAAUGGAAGAUAUGUUGGAAAAGAUAAGUGCAUUACCACUUCUUCAAAAACUCAAGUUGUCUUAUGGAUAUUUCACAACAGGCAAAUGGGAAACAGUCGAAGGCCAGUUCCUCAGUCUCAAAUAUUUGUCACUUGAACACCUUGAUCAAUUGGAAUGUUGGAUGAUGGAGAGCUCCCACUUUCCAUGUCUAGAGCACAUUCAUCUUAAGUGGAUGUAUUGUUUGGAGGAGAUCCCUAUAGACAUCGGUGAAAUUCCGACACUGAAGUCUGUGGUCUUGGAAUAUUGCAAUGAAUCAGUGGUGGAGAGUGCGAAGAGAAUGGUAGAGGAACAAGAGGAAUUACAAGGAGAAGAACAACUAUCCUUUAAAGUUGAAGUUUGGCUCACUAAGGAGAACAAAGAGCUGCAAAGCUUGGCAAAUCCCAACUUUCAAGUUAUUUGA
Salvia hispanica is the source of this 2712-nucleotide messenger RNA. NCBI's taxonomy places the organism in Eukaryota, Viridiplantae, Streptophyta, Magnoliopsida, Lamiales, Lamiaceae. The record is from RefSeq and is a predicted model, not a curated record.